UCUCAAUGAUAAUCUCUAACUAAUUGGGUUUUAUAGCUUCAAUCUAGACUCGUGUCAGGCCAGACUCGGUCUGGGUCGAAGCACCGUGACUUCUUUUUGACACCCACUCCGCAACCCCUUCACAAAUUCUGACCCAUUUCCUAAGUCACGGCCCGCAAAAGAACUUGACGAAACCUGCAGAGCUAAAGUACUAGGAGCUAUAAAUUAAACCUGCAGAACACGUGUCAAGUAGAUGCUUCAAAACUAGUUAAGUGCAGAUUAUUCGAUGGCAAACCAAUCUGUGAAGAACCCAGAAUCUAUUUAUGACUUCACUGUCAAGGAUGCCAGUGGCCAUGAUGUAGAUCUUAGCACAUACAAAGGAAAAGUCCUACUCAUACUCAAUGUUGCUUCAAAAUGUGGAAUGACCAACUCCAAUUACACAGAACUGAAUCAAUUAUAUGAGAAGUACCAAGAUCAAGGCCUUGAGAUUCUGGCAUUUCCAUGCAAUCAAUUUGGUGAGGAGGAACCAGGCAGUAAUGAUCAGAUAAUGGAGUUUGUCUGCACUCGCUUUAAAUCAGAAUUUACUAUCUUUGAUAAGAUAGAUGUAAAUGGUGAGUAUGCUUCUCCACUGUACACAUUCUUAAAGAAAGGUAAAUGGGGCAUUUUUGGGGAUGAUAUUCAGUGGAACUUUGCCAAGUUCCUGGUGGAUAAAAAUGGGCAAGUUGUUGAUCGUUACUACCCCACAACUUCUCCCCUAAGUCUUGAGCAUGACAUUAAGAAGCUGUUGGGCAUUCCAUGAGUACUGAGAUGAAGACCAUCAGCAUUGCAGCAAAAUUUGAUAACCUGAUGGUUUCUUGCCUUUUGUACAUGUUUGUGUGUUCAAGUUUGGUGAGAAGUCAUGUCAUAUGAUUCAAAUCGUAUUUGUAUUUAUCCUAAAAUCAAAGAUCAUACCGACUAAUACUUUUCUUUGGCUUUGGGUUGUGAACUGUUACCAAUGUUUUCUUAGUUGAUGCCAGUUUGGUAACUGAAAACAUGAUAUUGCCGCUUAACGUUCUUCAUUGACAGGCAUCCGAGUUUCCAGUUUACGGAACCUUUAUUGUCUAAAA
Molecule: messenger RNA, 1085 nt
Organism: Mangifera indica (mango)
Lineage: Eukaryota; Viridiplantae; Streptophyta; Magnoliopsida; Sapindales; Anacardiaceae
Product: probable glutathione peroxidase 8
Exons: 7
Coding region: 266-778 (170 amino acids)
Biological process (GO): response to oxidative stress
Molecular function (GO): glutathione peroxidase activity
Source: RefSeq, a predicted model, not a curated record